Messenger RNA from Camellia sinensis, 727 nucleotides. RefSeq lists its product as uncharacterized. The record is from RefSeq and is a predicted model, not a curated record. Lineage: Eukaryota; Viridiplantae; Streptophyta; Magnoliopsida; Ericales; Theaceae. Gene Ontology annotation, cellular component: plasma membrane.
AAAAAAGCCCAUCCAAUUAUAUAAUUCCCUCCCUAAACUUUCUUUGAAGAAAUCAAAACAAAAGUCUUUUAUUAGCCAAAACCACAAAACAUCAACACCACCCGAAAAACAUAAACAUAAACAAAAAAACAUGAGUUAUUACAACCAACAACCCCCUGUUGGUGUCCCUCCUCCUCAAGGUUAUCCUCCAGAAGGGUAUUCGAAGGACGCUUACCCUCCACCUGGGUACCCUCCGCAAGGGUAUCCUCCGGCAGGUUACCCUCCACAAGGAUAUCCACAAGGCUACCCUCCUCAAGGUUACCCUCCUCAGGGCUACCCUCCCCAGUAUCCACCCCCUCAACAACACCAACAAAGCGGCGGCGGCAGUGGUUUUGCUGAAGGCUGUUUGGCUGCUCUGUGCUGUUGCUGCCUCCUCGAUGCAUGCUUCUGAUGAGCGUUAAGAAGUUUGGUUGAUUGAUUCAUCGGCAGACAUGACAUUGGGUCCUCUAAUAUGGGCAUUCACUGGUGUUUCUGCCAAUUUCUAUUUCUCAUUCUAUCAAAUAAUUGGACUUGUUGGAAAUGUACCUUCUUAUGCUUGUGGGUUUUUUACUUUGGAUUUGAACUCUCUGGUUUGAUUACAUUAGGUAUAUGUAUACUGUGAGAGAGAAGAGAUUCUGAUUUGUUAUAUGGAAAUACAUUGGAUUGGACAACUUUUUUUAUCUUUAGAAUUUAUGCUUCAUUGUGAUUA